This is a messenger RNA of Athene cunicularia (burrowing owl), 3019 nucleotides long. It is a transcript of the gene TAF3, whose product is annotated as TATA-box binding protein associated factor 3. The transcript has 5 exons. The record is from RefSeq and is a predicted model, not a curated record. Bases 1 to 2394 code for a protein of 797 amino acids. Gene Ontology annotation, cellular component: transcription factor TFIID complex. NCBI's taxonomy places the organism in Eukaryota, Metazoa, Chordata, Aves, Strigiformes, Strigidae.
AUGUUCUUUGUUACAGAAGAAGAAGAGGAACAGGUGCCGACCGAUGGCGGUACAUCUGCAGAGGCCAUGCAGGUGCCACUGGAAGAAGAGGGAGAUAUGGAAGAGGAUGAGGCAAUUAAUGAUGAGAACUACUUGAGCAAGAGACCAUUAGAAAGUCCUGAUACUGAGGAAUUUCCACCUGUGAAACGACCAAAACUAUCUGUUUCUAAAGGGGACUCCUUGGAUGGAGCUUUGGAGCCACGUGAGCCUCUUAGCUCAAUAAAUACUCAAAAAGUACCACCAAUGCUUUCUCCAGUUCACGUUCAGGACAGUGCAGACUUAGCCCCUCCUUCACCAGAACCACCGAUGUUGGCUCCCAUUGCAAAAUCACAAGUGCCAACCCCCAAAACUUUAGAGGCAAAGCCGUUUGUACCCAAAACAAAGUCCAAAACAAGUUCUCCAGGACAAAAGACAAAAUCACCUAAAACUACACCCUCGCCAGUGGUAACUGGAAGUCCCAUACGUUCACCAAAAACUGGAUCCAAAGAAAAAAAGUCACCGUGUCGCGCCAAGAGCCCAAAAAGCCCUAAAAGUCCAAAAGUUCCUGCUCAUGUUCCCCAACCACCUGUCAAGCUUGAAACACCGUGUAGAACCCCUCUGGCUGCACUAAGUGACAAGAUAGGAAAGGAAAACAUUCAAGUAAAACAAGAACAGACAUCACCUGAGCCUGUCACCAAGCCAAAUAUUGAAAACCAGACUAAGAAAGUACCAGUAAUGGACAAGACAAUUGAUGACUCAAUCGAUGCUGUCAUUGCUCGUGCAUGUGCAGAACGAGAACCAGAUCCCUUUGAGUUUUCCUCUGGUUCUGAAUCAGAAGGGGAAAUUUUUACCAGUCCUAAAAGACUUUCUAUUUCAGAGACUACAACCCCUAAACCUUCUGUUUCUGCCAAUAAUGCUAAUAAGGCAGGAGCAACGCCAAUACCUCCCUCAGGUGGGACCUCAAGUUCAGACAUUUCAUGGACAAUGGAUGACUCAAUUGAUGAGGUCAUCCGAAAGGCAAACAUGGGGACACCUUCUAAUCCACCUACCAACUUCACUUAUUUCUCCUCUCCUUCUGCUUCACCACCCACGCCAGAACCUCUUCUCAAAGUCUACGAGGAGAAAACCAAGUUGGCUUCAUCGGUAGAAGUGAAAAAGAAAUUGAAAAAAGAGCUGAAGACAAAAAUGAAGAAGAAAGAAAAACAAAAGGAAAAAGAUAAAGAGAAAAACAAGGAGAAAAAUAAAGAAAAGGAAAAGAACAAGGAGAAGGAUAAAGACAAGGAAGGAAACAAGGAGGCAAAGUUUCAGUGGAAGGAACUACUCAAAGAUGAUGAUCUUGAUCCUUAUAAAUUCAAACUAAAGGACUUUGAUGAUGCUGACACAAAAGUGAAGUUGAAAGAUGGCAAUACCAAGAAAGAGAGAGAAAAACAUAAAGAUAAAAAGAAGGAGAAAGAGAAAGGCAAAAAAGACAAGGACAAGAAGGACAAAGAAAAACUUAAAGAUAAGGGUAAGGAAGAUAAGGUAAAGACUCCAUCAACACCUCUUGUGAUACCUCCCAAAGAAAUGUCUUUGCCCUUGUUCAGCACACCAACUGCCAUGAGGCUUCCCACUGUGUUACCUUCCUUGUCUCCAAUGCUUCCUGAAAAACUGUUUGAGGACAAAGAGAAACCAAAAGAAAAGAAAAAAGACAAAAAAGAGAAGAAGAAAAAGAAAGAAAGGGAGAAGGACAAAGAAAAGGAAAAGAAGGAGAAGGAAAGGGAGAGGAAAGAAAGAGAAAAGAAAGAAAAAGAAAAAGAGAAACACAAACAUGAAAAGAUAAAGGUGGAACCAGUUGUUCCAGCUCCAUCACCGGUUAUUCCUCGGCUGACUUUAAGAGUGGGUGCAGGCCAAGACAAGAUAGUCAUCAGCAAAGUGGUACCAGCUCCAGAGGCCAAACCUUCUACUCCUGUGAGCCGGCCCAAAACACCUCCGCCCGUGCCGUCACCGGUCCCAGCUCCUGUUCAUGUCACCCCUCCUCCAGCUCCAGCUCCUCCUCCUCCACAGGCUACUGUCUCACCAGUCCUGAUCCCAUCACCCUCUCCAGCUGUCUCGGCAGCAGGAGGCUCCAAAGCUCCGGUUAGGAGCGUGGUGACCGAGACCGUCAGUACUUAUGUGAUCCGAGAUGAGUGGGGUAACCAGAUCUGGAUCUGUCCUGGCUGUAACAAGCCAGAUGAUGGCAGUCCAAUGAUAGGUUGUGAUGACUGCGAUGAUUGGUAUCACUGGCCUUGCGUUGGGAUUACGACCGCACCCCCAGAAGAGAUACAAUGGUUCUGCUCCAAGUGUGCCAACAAAAAGAAGGAUAAAAAACACAAGAAGAGGAAGCACAGGGCGCACUGAAGACUUCUUCAGCGGACUGAAGUCGUGCUGUCGCCGUGGCACCUUCUGCCCUGACUCGGUUGCAGGGGGGAUCCAGCCUGCUCGUGUCUCACCCUCCUCACCGGCUGUUAGGGUUACGGCUGGAGGGAAUCGGGGGCGAGGAGAUGCUCUCUGUCAGGGACUGAUGCGUUUCGCAGACCAUCCGAGCCCGGGGGGUUGGAUUUUGGUACAUCCUGAUGCUGUCUUUCACCUACCGAGGGAAAUUUGCACAGCACACUAUGAAGACUUCGGUAGUUCAUGGUACCGCUCCCGCUCCUGUGGCUCGGCAGCAACAAAGAUGAAUGUUGUAAAUACAUCUAUCUGUCCUAUUCUUUCUCAAUUUGUUAUUAUUCCCUCUUGGACCUUUGCAGUAAGGUGCUGAGAGGAGGAGAAAAUGUAAAUUGCAGUAAGUUGUAAACUGAGGAGACCUUCUGGAAUGAUUUCUGUAGUCGGGAUACAGUUCAGCCUCGACUCCUGCUGAGCCAGAUAAUCAUAAUGUGGAAAUAAAAAGUGGCUGGUAAAUAUUUUUGUGAUGAGAAUAUAUGAAGCUUUUUUCCUUGAUUUUUAGUACUAACAUGAAAUAAAACACAUUCAAGCUUUUGUGAUA